UUAAAAGCUGCGAAUACAUGCUCCAACGACAACAUAAACAUUGCCCCCCUGCCAAUUUGUCCUCAAGUGGUCAAAUUUGAUUCCCCCUCCCCUGAUAAAAACAUUUUUCCCUUAUGGUAUGAACGAAAGUUACAACAGUGUUUUUAAGUUAUCUGAUAGCUAAUUUUCAAAGGAAAGUUUAUACUGUAGGCUAUGUUUCUAUUUUGAUGCUGUUCUUUUUUAUUUACUGUUUCUGUACUUAUUAUUCCUUACUGAGAGACAUCCUGAGAUCUUGAUCCUGGCACAAGAGAAUUACGAAACCUGCGAAUCAAAACAAAAUCGAAAGUCGUACACGAACACAAAGUAGUUUUCGUUACAAGUGACAAGGCAGAAAUAAUAUCUUCUUAGAUCUAGAUCUAGUGUGUGAUGCUCAAUGCUCGUACUUUACAAUGAGUGUUUGUAUACCGAAAUAAGUACACGAAAUUCGAGAGAACAGCAAUAUGAUGACUGCAAGUGAUCAGAACUUUGAUGAUUUUGAUUUUGCCAAAAGGCUUCAAGAGGAAUAUGACCGGGAAGCAGCAGCUCAUCUCGACAGCAAUGAGAUAACCUCGGACAUCAAUACCAGAGAUCACAAUGGAGACAAGAAAAUCGCAAUUUCCUCCCGUCCUCUGGACUUAAAUGGAAUGUCACCCGUUGAUCCAUCUUUAGAAAUAUCAGAUCCAAAUCCUGAUAUUCGCGAACUCUUUCUCCAGUUUAAUGAGCAGUUUUUUUGGGGCAGACUAUCUGGAAUCGAAGUGAAAUGGAGUCCUCGGAUGACCCUAUGUGCUGGACUUUGCGUGUAUGAAGGCAGAGGGGGACUUUGUUCUGUUCGUCUGAGCCUUCCUCUUCUCAAGUUGCGACCAAGAAAGGAUUUAGUGGAAACUUUGCUGCAUGAAAUGAUCCACGCUUUUCUCUUCGUCACAGACAACAACAGGGAUCAUGAUGGUCACGGCCCGCAGUUUCAGGGUCACAUGAAGAGGAUCAACAAAGCCACCGGUGCUAGUAUAUCUAUUUACCACACAUUCCACGAUGAAGUUGCAUCUUACCAGCAGCACUGGUGGAGAUGUGAUGGGCCGUGCAGAAAGCGGCCACCGUACUUUGGCUACGUGAAGCGGGCCAUGAACCGUGCCCCCUCUUUCAGAGAUUUUUGGUGGGCAGAACAUCAGGCUUCGUGUGGCGGCAGCUACACCAAGAUCAAGGAACCAGAGGGAUAUGGGCAGAAGAAGUCAACCAAAGGAAAAGGGAAAGAUGAUCAUUCUGAUGGAGCUUCUAAAGACAUCCGUUCUUUUCUCGGUAAGGGAAAAACCUUAGGAUCAUCUGGGGCAAACUCUAGUAGAAACAGCAGCGCCAGUUCUAAACCUGCAACUAAUGGCAAACAUACUUCGUCCAGUGGAAAGAAUCCUUCUAGUCUCUUCUCUUCUGUUGUUUCUGGAAGCAGCAAGACAAACGUUCCAGAUGAAAAGGGAAAGAAAUAUGUUCUCGUUAAUGGUGUUUUAGUGAAGCGAAAUGACCUUCGUGACAGUUCACACCCAGCUGUUCAGAACAAACCACAUACUGCUGGGACUAACGCUUCCUCAUCCUACUCUUCUUCAUCCUCAAAGAGCACUGCCAAUGGUCAAAUGAAUGGAGGUUGCUCAACAUCCAGUAAAAGUUCCAAUGGUGCUCACAGUGAAGACUGGCCUGAUGAUGAAGAUGAUUUGUGGGUGUUUGAUAUAGACGCCUCAGAGCCUGUGCCAAAGACAUCCACAAAACCUCCUCCUCCUGUGUCUCAGAAGAAAGGUUCCGAGUCUUUCAUAGAUUUGACCAAAAGUGAAUUUCCUCAUAGACUUGGGAAAAAGCAUAGUAAAGACGGUGGAAAAAAUUGGAAAGGACAUAGUGGUGUCCGGAAAUUUGUCAGUGUUUGUGAGGACAAAAGCAAGGAGACACAGUUUUUUACAAAAAAGAAACCACGAAUAAAAAAACAUUAUAUAUUGGAUGAUCUUGAUUCUAAUGAAGGACUGUGGGAAGGGGGAUAUUCACCAAACAAAAUUAAAAAGGAAAUUGGAGAAGCUGGUAAUAGAAGAAAUCUCAAAUCAUCAUCUCCUCAUCAUGUAAGCAAAAGGUCUGAUGAUGAGAGAAACAGGUCUAAGGAUAAAAGCUUAUCCAGAAGUUCCAAGUUUGUGGACAAGAAUGAGUCAAAGUCUGGUCUUUCAUUUGAAGAAAGAAGAAGGGAUAAUGAAAGUAGAGAUGAACGGAAACAUGAUAUUUCUGCAAAAACAUCUUCUAUGUUCCCAAGAGAGACAAAAGUGAAGACUGAGAGCGUGAAAAAGGAAGACGAUUUUGAGGAUUAUACGGGUACUAGUUCAUCCAAAUUUCAUAAUUGGAAGUCUUCUGAUUCCAGUGAAAAUAACCUUGUCUCUCAGAAAAGCUUUGUUGACAGCAAAAGUUCUUUUUCAGGUCAGGGUUUUGUGUUGGGUAGUGCCUCAGAAGGACAGUCGUACCUUUCUCAGAUCAGGAGGACUUUUGUCAGGGGUCACGGCAGUUCCUCUGCCGGCCCAUCGUCAGCAGGUCGCCUAAAAACUUCCGAUGGUUCUAUAUAUGCUCAAAGUUCCUUUUCUUCCCACUCGAAUCAAGAUUCAGAGAGCAGUGUCCUAACUUCUGGUAGCAAAAGAAAAUCAGAUGAAGCUUUUGGUCCUGGUGAGAGUGACAGUACUGGUGGAGAAUUUCUGUCCGGUGGUGCCGAGGCAAAGAGGAGGUCAAAUGUUUCUGUAGACGCUCGCCCCUCAGGGACAACGACAGAGAACUCCAGGCCGGGACAGACUGGUUCGGGCGGGAACAGGGAGGGCGGUGCUGGACCUCGGCUUGUCUCGUGUCCUGUGUGCUGUGCUGAGGUCCCCGAGAACGUCAUUAAUGUUCACCUCGAUGAUUGUUUGGAGUCCUGAUUGUUGUAACUGUUUUAUUGUCUUACUACUGAAUAAACUGAUUUUAUUAUGUAAUUGGAAUGUGGCUGCCUGAUGGCAAGGGGUCUUACUAAGUAGGAAAAAUAGUCACAUGUAAAAAAUCAGUUGACUGCAGGUUGAAGAACCGGCCGUUGACUGCCCCUGAGAUCUGGUGGGGGAAUAUAAAGAAGAAUGGGAAUUAGGCGACAUAGAAUUUGGUGCGCUUCAUUUAGGUUGCAGUUUUUCUUUGACUGUGUCUCUACUUUGGAACAUAUCAAGGAAAUCAAGAUCUGAAGGGAGGGAAGUAAUAUUUGGGUGGCAAUCUAUUUUCUCGAUGUCUAUGGUCAUGGGACAGCUGUACCAUGCAUACUGCUUUAGUCAUCAUCUAUAAUGAUGGACAGCUGAAGAAGAAGUGGAGAAGAAAUUUUUUUCUUGGGGG
Molecule: messenger RNA, 3375 nt
Organism: Aplysia californica (California sea hare)
Lineage: Eukaryota; Metazoa; Mollusca; Gastropoda; Aplysiida; Aplysiidae
Product: sprT-like domain-containing protein Spartan
Exons: 6
Coding region: 480-2939 (819 amino acids)
Biological process (GO): DNA repair
Cellular component (GO): nucleus
Molecular function (GO): polyubiquitin modification-dependent protein binding; metalloendopeptidase activity; single-stranded DNA binding
Source: RefSeq, a predicted model, not a curated record